Molecule: messenger RNA, 1353 nt
Organism: Dovyalis caffra
Lineage: Eukaryota; Viridiplantae; Streptophyta; Magnoliopsida; Malpighiales; Salicaceae
Source: the annotation of a GenBank genome assembly
AUGACGGUGUCUAAGAAAUGGGUUUGUGGGUUUUCAGCUGUGCUUGUGUUGUUGUUCAUUGGUGUAAUAGCUGUUACUUCAAGAAAUGAUGUUGGGAUCUCUGCUCUUAUCAGGAAUGUGGAAACAGAGAAGGUACAGAGCUCAAGCAACUCAACAAUGGCGGCCAGGUCUCAAGACGAAGCUGAUGCAUUAAAUGAGAAAGCAGUUGCAGCUGACCCAGAAGAAGUGGUUUCAAUGGUUGAUAUGAGCAUCCGUAACAGUACUGAAAGGAGGAGACUAGGCUAUUUCUCAUGCGGAACAGGCAAUCCUGUUGAUGAUUGCUGGCGUUGUGACCCCAACUGGCACAAGAACCGCAAGCGCCUUGCUGACUGUGGCAUUGGUUUUGGCAGGAAUGCUAUCGGUGGCCGUGAUGGUCGCUUCUAUGUUGUUACUGAUCCUAGUGACAAUGACCCUGUGAACCCAAGGCCUGGUACUUUGCGCCAUGCUGUGAUCCAGGACGCUCCUCUAUGGAUCGUGUUCAAAAGGGACAUGGUGAUUCAACUGAAGCAGGAACUUAUCAUGAACAGCUUUAAGACCAUUGAUGGCCGUGGCACCAAUGUUCACAUUGCUAAUGGAGGGUGCAUUACUAUCCAAUUUGUUACCAAUGUGAUUAUUCAUGGUCUGCACAUUCAUGAUUGUAAGCCCACUGGCAACGCUAUGGUGCGGAGCUCCCCAUCUCAUUACGGAUGGAGGACAAUGGCAGACGGCGAUGCCAUUUCUAUUUUUGGAUCAAGCCACAUUUGGGUGGAUCACAAUUCUCUUUCUAAUUGCGCUGAUGGCCUGGUUGAUGCUGUCAUGGGGUCUACUGCCAUUACCGUCUCCAACAACCACUUCACCCACCAUAAUGAGGUAAUGCUAUUGGGCCACAGUGACUCUUAUACCAGAGACAAGCAAAUGCAAGUUACCAUUGCGUACAACCAUUUUGGAGAGGGACUGAUCCAGAGAAUGCCAAGGUGUAGACAUGGGUACUUCCAUGUGGUAAACAAUGACUACACUCACUGGGAAAUGUAUGCCAUCGGUGGCAGUGCAGAACCCACCAUCAACAGCCAGGGCAACAGAUAUAAUGCUCCAGCCAACGCUUUUGCAAAGGAGGUGACAAAGAGGGUAGAUACAGCUGCAGGCAGUUGGAAAAACUGGAAUUGGAGGUCAGAGGGAGACCUGUUGCUGAAUGGUGCUUACUUCACUCCAUCUGGAGCUGGAGCUUCAGCUAGCUAUGCUCGCGCUUCAAGCUUGGGUGCCAAGUCUUCUUCCAUGGUCGGGCCAAUGACUUCUAAUGCUGGUGUUCUUGGCUGCCGCAGGGGCCGUCAGUGCUAG